UCACUGUAUUUUUUCCCCCUUUUUUUUCUUUCUUUUUGGUUUUGCUUUAUUAAAAAAUUAUCACAUCAAAACCUCAGUCGAGGAGAAGUCUAAAACUGUUCACUGAUAAUUUCACCUUCUUUCUCCCCUAACUCCGAUCUGAAAUUGUAAAAUUCCCCCAUUUCUCAUCACCCGCGUCGCUGCCUGUCGAAGAUUAUCCAAUAGUUAGCUACGGCCGCCGGCAAUUGCAGAUCUUCCGCACAGAAAUUGGAACCCUAUAAAAAUCCUAUUUGAUUCACUUUAAUUUCCGCCAUAACUAGUGAGAAAACAUACUGGGCAGCUUGGAGCUGAAAAUGAUUGCGCUAUUUUAGGGCGAAAUUGAGAAAAUUAGGAAACCCUUUCCACUCGGGGAAGCUUUUGUCGGUGUUGUUAUAAGGUGGUUGGGAUUUCUGGGCUUUGCAUUAACUGUCUGAGUGAUUGCGAGGAUGGCGUCCGAGCAGGCGGCUACGGAUGCCAUGUCGGAUUCGUAUCGGGGGAUGUCGUCCGACAAUAUAAAGGGGUUGGUUUUGGCGCUGUCUUCCAGUUUCUUCAUCGGCGCCAGCUUCAUUGUUAAGAAAAAGGGGUUGAAGAAAGCCGGGGCGUCCGGCGUCAGAGCUGGUGUUGGAGGGUAUUCAUAUCUAUACGAGCCAUUAUGGUGGACUGGCAUGAUAACGAUGAUAGUUGGAGAAAUUGCAAAUUUUGCGGCUUAUGCGUUCGCACCAGCUAUUCUGGUUACUCCCCUUGGUGCACUCAGCAUUAUUAUCAGUGCUGUACUUGCACAUGUUAUUUUAAGGGAGAGACUGCACAUUUUUGGUAUUCUUGGUUGUGCUUUAUGUGUGGUGGGCUCCACCACAAUUGUCCUACAUGCUCCACAAGAACGUGAGAUUGAAUCCGUGAAAGAAGUAUGGGACCUUGCAACUGAGCCAGCUUUUGUCUUCUAUGCAGCUCUCGUGAUAGCAAUUGUCGUCGUUCUAAUAUGGCAUUAUGUACCUCAAUAUGGCCAGACACAUAUAUGGUUCUAUAUUGGUGUUUGUUCAUUGGUUGGUUCAUUGUCGGUAGGUGUUACUUUUCUAGUCCUCUUAGAUCCUGCCUACAUGAAAAAUUAUAAUGGAGAUUACUUUUCAGUUCUAAAUGAAUGUUCAAACUAUGUAAAAUUCCCUUGGCAGGUAAUGAGUGUCAAAGCACUGGGAAUUGCUUUGAAGCUGACCUUAUCAGGAACAAAUCAGCUAACAUAUCCACAGACAUGGGUCUUUGCGAUGAUUGUCCUUUCUUGUGUUCUCACUCAGAUGAAUUACCUAAAUAAGGCCCUUGACACUUUCAAUACUGCUGUGGUUUCACCAAUUUACUAUGUCAUGUUCACAUCCUUAACUAUCGUGGCUAGUGUGAUCAUGUUCAAGGAUUGGGACAGGCAGAAUCUGACUCAGAUUGUCACAGAAAUGUGCGGCUUCGUGACUAUACUAUCUGGAACCUUUCUUCUCCACAAGACAAAAGACAUGGCUGAUGGUUGCACGGCGGCAAGACUUGCAAAGCAUGACAAUGAGGAUAGUUUUGUAGAAGAAGGUAUUCCUCUAAAGCGGCAGGAUUCAUUGAGAGCAACAUGAUGUAUGCUCUCUCUUCUUCUUCUUCAUCUUUUUUAUUCGAUUUUGUAACUGCCUGUCAAAAGCAAGCUCAGAAAAAUCUCUCCUCGGAGAAGAUAUCGCACGAUGCAUCAUCGAUCUUGUAUUUUAAUAGUAGAUACUGGACCGACCUCAAUCCCAGAUUGCUCUUUAGCUUUAUUUUUUCUCAUCUUGGAUUUCGUUUGUCGCGAUACGGUACAAUGGGAUGCAAUUUUGUGUGAAUAACAGGGAAGUGGAUGAGAUUCA
This is a messenger RNA of Salvia miltiorrhiza (redroot sage), 1880 nucleotides long. Its product is annotated as probable magnesium transporter NIPA4. Gene Ontology annotation, molecular function: magnesium ion transmembrane transporter activity. The coding region runs from base 465 to 1619 and encodes 384 amino acids. Lineage: Eukaryota; Viridiplantae; Streptophyta; Magnoliopsida; Lamiales; Lamiaceae. The record is from RefSeq and is a predicted model, not a curated record. The transcript is spliced from 8 exons. Gene Ontology annotation, biological process: magnesium ion transport. Gene Ontology annotation, cellular component: membrane.